UAGAGGAAUAUCUAGGUUAGUGUAUUCUUCUCUGUUCAGUGACGUAUAGGUUGUGUUUUAAAAUGGUAAACAGGUACAGUGUCAGCUGAUUUCCUGGUGACUGGUGUUAUUGUUUAUAGUUUUUGUUGUACUUAUAAAUAAUUAAAAGAAAUGGAGGUCAAGCAGAAAAUUGAUUCCUUAGUGAAAAUGUUCUUACUUAGUAAUGUGGUCCUAAAAGACGAAGAAGAUUUUAAGAACAAGUUGUCUACCAUAGUCACCGAUGGAGUCGACAACCUCCAAUUCGUCGCGGACUUCGAUGACACACUCACCAAACACACCGUAAAUGGCAAAAAGACCUUCAACUCCUUCGAAAUCUUCUGCAAAACGAAGACGCUGUCUCAGUCCUUUCUCGAUCGAGGAACAGAACUGUUCGUUAAUAUGAAACCGUUGUUAAACAAACACGAUCUGACCAAGGAAGAGCAACAACAAGUGGACGAUGUGUUGGAGAAAAUUAUUGCUCUUGUUGUGGGAGAGAAAGUGAACAUCGAGGAUGUGUACGAAUGUGUAGAUCAGGUGAACACCCCUCUCAAGGAUGGAUGUAGAGAGACACUUUCUCUUCUCGCCAGUCAUCGAGUGCCAAUCAUCAUAGUUUCUGCCGGCUCGGGUGACGUCAUCAAUUACCUGGUCAGAGGCUACGGAGCAAGAGUUGUCGCCAAUUUCUAUAUAUUUGAUGAAGGUCGAAUAACUGCCUAUGUGAGGCCUUGGGUGGGGCUUUAUAACAAAAACCAACGCGCGCUGCCCGUAGACGAUGAUAGACAUAAUAUAGUGCUGUUGGGAGACCAUACUUGGGACUCAAAAAUGGCUGAUAAUGUUCCUAAUGUGAAAAACAAUACUAAAAGUUGGAUUCUUCUAUGGUAAUGAUGAGAUGAAGAUGAGACGUUACCUCGAACAUUACGAUGUUCUUCUGUUGAAUGACGAGUCCACUGAUAAGAUUAACGAUAUGUUCAGGUUAGUGGCUGGAAUUUCG
Molecule: messenger RNA, 1006 nt
Organism: Homalodisca vitripennis (glassy-winged sharpshooter)
Lineage: Eukaryota; Metazoa; Arthropoda; Insecta; Hemiptera; Cicadellidae
Product: cytosolic 5'-nucleotidase 3-like
Exons: 1
Coding region: 151-897 (248 amino acids)
Cellular component (GO): cytoplasm
Molecular function (GO): magnesium ion binding; 5'-nucleotidase activity
Source: RefSeq, a predicted model, not a curated record